GCGAACGAGAGGCCACUGAACACCAGCAACAGCAGCAAUGCCUAGCGUCGCUGCUUUACUGAAGGCCAUCGGCCUUCUUUGUUAUGCAACGAUACAGACUUCUGUCUUCUUUGUUCUUUCGUUCAUUUCUCCGAGUUUAACAAGAAAAAUCAUUCUAAAAGUUAGCGAGAGGACAACAAUGCCCCAGAAUCCUAAAUUUAAGUACGAAGACUGGGGGCCAACAUUUAUCAGCUGGACAUUCAUCAAAACCGUCGCAAAGCAUGCCUGGAUUAAUCUUGGAGAAGAGGCAUUUGUUGGCCAUAAGGCUCCUAAUUCAACAGUAAUCACAAUGGAUAAACAAAGAACAACAAUCCUGAACUUUCUCAAAGGCAACAGACCGCUGGUGAUUAGUUUCGGAAGUUGCACAUGACCCCCGUUUCUGUUCAAACUUGGUGAGUUCAAAGAGCUCGUCAAGGACUUCAGCGAUGUAGCCGAUUUUCUCGUAAUCUACAUUGCAGAAGCACACUCAACAGAUGAGUGGGCAUUUGAUAACAACGUUGACCUGAAGCAACACAAGGAUCUGGAAGAUCGGCUGGCUGCAGCACAGGUCUUGGCUAAGGAGGAUCCCCUUUGCCCUAUUGUGGUUGAUGAUAUGACUAACCUCGCUACUGCAACUUACGCUGCAAUACCUGAGAGAUUGUAUGUAAUUCAGGGUGGCAAUGUAAUCUAUAAGGGAGGGAUGGGUCCAUUUUUUUAUGAACCCCAGGAGGUACGUGAGAUAUUACAGAAAAUUAAGUAGGAGAUUGAGGGCACUCUUCUGUGUGGUUUGUAAGGGAGGCAGUAUAUUUUAUUCCAACUGCAGUCCUCAGGAGAUGAUUUAUUUCAUUAGGUAAAUCCCAGAAUAAUCCCAGUAAUACCAGAAAUUAAAAAAAGGAUUGUGGAUAUAACAGGAUAAGAAGCACUUUGUUCUCAUUUCUUCAUUUUCAAGAGGGUUGUGUAUAAGAUCACUAACAUGACAGAGGUGUGUUGUAGUGCUCAGCUAAACAUUUGAAUCACAGUAGCUCACUGUUUUGUUUAUGAUGACUACAGAUCAAACCCCUGGCCUCUGUAAUCAGAUGUUUAAAAACAUGAGCUGGUGAUUUACGUGUUAAGAGGACACUUUCAACAUUCUAUAGGAGUUUAACAUAAUGUUUGGUACUUCAAGUUCGCAAAAAUUGUAUUUGUUUACCAAGAGCAAAAGCAGAACAUGCUUGAAAUCUGGAUAAAUGUGUUUUUUUGUUCCUGGAGAUAUUUCUGUCAUCUUAAGCAGCCUAUUCUUUUUAAAGUGGCACAUUAAUUACCUUUGGGGGUGAAAUUUUUGCUGCAUUCACCUACAUAAUAUAUGCACAACUCUUCAUCUAGUUAAAUGGUGAGAAAAUGAACGUUUGGCUGACUCAAGAAAUGAAUGACAACGUUCCAAUACAUCUCUGAUUAGAGACAGUUUGCAUUGACACUGCUUUAGAAAUUAAACAAAGACAUAAAAGGUUGCUUUUUAAAAUGAAAGAUGAAUGUUUUAAAUAUUAAUUGACAGUUCCCGAAAUAUGCAGCGUGAGUGGAUGUCUUGCCCCCCCCCCCCCCCUUUUCCCCUUAUGUUUUUCUUUGUGAACAGCCAUGUUUUGGGCAUUAUAUCUAUCCGAGUUGUGUUCAUGAUAUCACCAAAAUAUAUUAUUUACAAGUUGUAUUUGCAUAUAUGUUAACAUCUAUAACAUUAACUAUAUCUUGGAGAAUAAAUGUUUGUAAUGUUAUAACUGAACUGCAAUGCUGAAGUUAAGAUUUUCUCUCCAUUCAACUAGUGUUUCAUCGUAUACGUACAUUGUGUGCUAAUGUUCUCCCAUGAUUUUGUAUCAUCAGUAUGAUAUGUGAUGAUGACAGUGUAAACCUUUAGGUCACUGUAAUCUGAUGGCUUCAUAGUAGAUUGUGUACAAAGUUCUGAGACAGCAUUGAUAUCACAAUUGUUCAGCUCUGUGUCAACUUUUUUUUACUGUAAUGCACACAUUACCUGUUUUAAUAAACAAAUGUACCAUA
This is a messenger RNA of Alosa sapidissima (American shad), 2043 nucleotides long. RefSeq names its product iodothyronine deiodinase 1 (gene dio1). The record is from RefSeq and is a predicted model, not a curated record. Lineage: Eukaryota; Metazoa; Chordata; Actinopteri; Clupeiformes; Clupeidae. The transcript has 5 exons. Gene Ontology annotation, molecular function: thyroxine 5'-deiodinase activity.